This is a messenger RNA of Closterium sp. NIES-67, 7322 nucleotides long. NCBI's taxonomy places the organism in Eukaryota, Viridiplantae, Streptophyta, Zygnematophyceae, Desmidiales, Closteriaceae. The record is from the annotation of a GenBank genome assembly.
UUGCUCGAGUGACGUGUUCAGCGUAGCAUCGGACAGGACCGGUAGCUUCUUUCCAAAACAAGAAUUACGUCGCUUUACCGUGAAGCAGAUGCGUUAGUCUUCCUCCUACCUCAUGCACUGUCGCGUGCUCUAGCAUGACCAUGCCCUCCACGUCAGCACAUCACGUGUCGACCGCAGCAUCGCGUGGCACGUCAUUCGUGUUGGAUGGCGUCUCGCAGGGAUCGCCAGUACAAGAAGCCGGCGCGGUAGAGGGGCAGAUAAAUAGCGCAGGAGAGUGUAUGAACCAGGAGGACGGAGGUCGCAAUAACGGAGCCUUUUCUAACGGGAAUGCCGAUUUUCUUGUCGACAACUCUCGUCCUGAAUACAAGGAGCAGGGUGGUAUCCAGGGCGGGGUUGAUGAUGGAAUGAAUGGCCCUUUUAAGGACAUCGCAACCGUCGAUGGUGAGACGACAGGUCGAAUCAACGGUGAUGGAAGAAGGCUCAGUGAUAUGGCUGGGCCUGAAAUAGGUGGUAUGGAUGGAGGGUUAUUUGACCAUGCUAAGAUAGGGUUACCUAACCAUGUUACAUUAGGGUUACCUGACACUGUGGACAUGGGGUUGUCUGACCAUGCCCUUGAAGGGAUAUCUGCCGCUAUGGGUGCUGCAGGUGCCAUGGGUGCUGCAGACGCCAUGGGUGCUGCAGAUGCCAUGGGUACUGCAGAUGCCAUGGGUGCUGCAGAUGCCAUGGGUGCUGCAGACGCCAUGGGUGCAGACGCUAUGGGUGCAGCAGACGCUGGUAGCGCUGCAGGGAGGGCGGGGAGGGAGAACGAUGGUGAGAGCGAGAAGGGGAGUCAGAGCGAGCGGGAAAGUGAGAGUAGUGAAAGUGAGAGUGAGGAGGGAGAUGAGGAGGACGAGGAAAAGGAGGAGCAACACAUGCAUGGGUAUGGGGUGGGUUCGGAAAAUGAUGUGAGCGGUACAGGCAUGGGGGUGGAUGGUGGCAUGGGGGUGGAUGGUGGUGUGGGGGUGGAUGGUGGUGUGGGGAUGGAUGGCUGUUUAGGAAUAGAUGACUAUAAUGAGGGUGCUGCAAUGCGUGUCGAUGCCGAUGCUGCUGAUGUUGCUGAUGCUGCUGCUGCUGCCGAUGCUGCUGCAAUGAGUGUCGAUGCCGUUGAGACUGCGGGUGAUGCCACCAACACGCCUGCUGCUGCUGCUGCUGCUGCUGCUGCUGCUGCUACUGCCGCUGAUGCGGCUGAUGCUCGCCCCGCUGCUGUCACUGCCGCCAGCAGUGCCAUCCCCACUGAUGAUGGCAGUGCUGCUCCUCUUGCUGUUGGCACCACAACGGCACACCUUCCUGCUGCAGCAGCUACAGCCCAUGCUGCUACUGCUGCUCCCACGGGCCCUCAUCUAGCUCCUACUGGCACCAACGGCCCCCCUGCUGCCGCUACCACAGCUGCUUCCAAUACAGCAGGUGCUGCUGCUGGUAACACGGUAGCUGCUGCUGCUGGUGGUCCAAGUUCGGCAGGCAGGAGUGCGUCAGCAGCACCGCGGCAGAUGGAGGUGGUGUGCUUGAGCGACGAUGACGAUGAUGAAGAUGAUGAUGAUGAUGAUGAUGACGACAGUGAUAAGGAAUUCGCAGAGCAGCAGCUGCAGCACCUUUUGUGGCAGCAGCAGCAUCGGCAGCAGCAGCAGCAGCAGCAGCAGCAGCAGCAAGGGCGGCAGCAGCAGGACCAGGUGGGUGGCGGCAGGAGGAACGCCAACGAGAAGAACCGCAACACGAGCAGCAGCAGGGGGGGGUAUACUGGUAACAGAGCAGGCAGUAACGAGGACGAGGAUGUGGUGGAGCUGAGCGGGCAGGAGGUGCAGCAGGCCAUGCUGCAGGCGAGGCUCAGGAAUGCGCAGCGCCAGAUGAUGAGGAGCAUGGGGGGCGGCAUGCCGGGCGGCACGAUGGGAGGCGCGGUGGGCGGCGCAGUGACCGGCAUGGCCGAGGGGAUGACAGGAGGAAUGGGAAGCGGCGUAGGGGUAGGUUUAGGGUCAGGGACGGGCGCUGGCAGUGGGAGGCGGGAGGCAAGGGAGCGGAGAGGUGCGGAGAGGGAAGGGACGGCUGCAGAGGGAACUGAGGGGGGAGAGGGGGAGGCGGGGAGUCAGGGGAGUGAGAGGAGUGUGGUUAGUGUGGUGAGUGAGGGGAGUGGGGAUGAGUUGGAUGAUGAGGUGAGUCAGGAGUGGAGGCAGCUGGGGAAGUGGAAGGCGGCCUAUGAGCCGCCGCAGCAGAAGGCCCAGCAGCAGCAGCAGCAGCAGGCUUGGCGUUGGCAGCAGCAGCAGCAGCAGCUGCAGGAGGCGAGGGAGCAGCUGCAGCUAGAGCAGGAGGUGCGAGGGAGGUUCGGAGAGAGAGUAAUGAUUCGAGACGAGGACGGCGACGAAGAGGACGAGGAUGAGGAGGAAGUGAGAAGGGGGAGAGAAAGAGAGGCGAGGCGAGAGCAUGUGGAGGCGAGGAGGAGGAGCGCGGCCCAUGUGCUGAAGCACUUCAGAAGUAUCCGCGAGCAGGGGCUGGUGCAGCGGCUGCCACAACCGCCUCAUGUAGCACAGCAAGCACACACACCACAUGCAGCGCAUGUGCUACCGGAGGUGGUAUCGCUUCCGGCAUAUAGGCAGCUGCCAGCAAGCAUCAGAGGCUCGAGCAGUGAGGGGCAUGGGGCCCACACGGACGGGAGCAGGGAAGGGGAGCAAGCAGCCAAGAGGAUGCGAGUAGAUGCGGGAACCGCACAGAACCACAUCCCACCUGGUCACAACUAUCCCCCGCUUGCAUCUUCGUCCUCCCAUCUUCCUCCUCCUCAUCUCUCCCACCACCACCAUCACAGUCACCACUACAACGAUUCCCACCUGCACCAGCACCCCCAUCAACCCGCACCCCCAGACCCAUUCAGGCCCCCCUCGGACCCAUCCAGGCCCCCCUCCGACCACCAAGCCGCCAUGCGCCAGAUCCUGGAAGGCCUCUCCAUCUCGGGUACAGCAGAAGAGGCGGAGAUCCCGGCUGGGGCGCUGACGGUGGCGCUGCUGGCGCACCAGCGCAUGGCCGUGGCGUGGAUGCGGCGGCGCGAGGCGGCGCUCCCUGCAGGGGGCAUCCUGGCGGACGACCAGGGGCUCGGGAAGACGCUCACUACAAUCUCUCUUAUCGUGCUGGGGGUGUGGGAGCAGAGGGAGAAGGAGAGGAAGGAGAGGGAGAAGGGCAAGGGGUUUUGUGAGGAAGAGGGGCGGAUGCUGCUGCUGACCGAUGCUGGUACAGAUGGCGCUGGUGCAAGUGCUGCUGCUGGUGUUGGUAAUGCUGCUGCAGCAGCAGCAGGAGGAGGAGGAAUGGGGAAGGGCAACAAGACGGAAGUGGUUGAUUUGGAGGAUGAGGAGGAGGAGAGGGAGAGGGUGAGGGGGAGAAGAGGCGAGAAGAAACGGCAGCAAGCGGCGUCAAUACCACUGGGAGUAGGCAACAGCAGCAGAGGCAUGCCUGCAGCCCCUGGGGUGUCAGCCGCAGCCACGUCAGCGGCUGCCGCGUCAGCAGCUGCAGCAUCGGCUGCUGCCACGUCAGCAGCGGGCAGCGCGGGUGGUGGCGGCAGGGGCAGGCGGGUGAGCGGCGGCACGCUGGUGGUGUGUCCGACCAGCAUUCUGCGGCAGUGGGAGCGAGAGAUCAGGGAGAGGGUGGGCGAUUUGGGGGAGGGAGGCAGGGGUUGGGGAACUGACGAAGGUGUGGAGAGAGGAGGAGGCGGGGUAGGAGGAGGGGGAGGAGGAGGGGGAGGAGGAGGGGGAGGAGGAGGGGGAAGAAGGGGGCUGUCAGUGCUGGUGUACCACGGGUCGGGGCGCACGAGGAGUGCAGCGGAGGUGGCGUCGUACGACGUGGUGCUGACCACGUAUGCCAUCGUUGGCAUGGACGUGGGCCGGGGAGGGGAGGGUGGCAAGGGCAAAGGGGAGAAGGGUCCGCUGGCUGGUGUGGCGUGGUUGAGAGUGGUGCUGGACGAGGCCCAGGCCAUCAAGAACAGGAACACGCAGGUGGCGAGGGCGUGCUGGGCUUUAAGGGCGAAGCGGCGGUGGUGCCUGUCGGGCACGCCGAUGCAGAAUGCGGUGGACGACGUGUACCCGUACCUGCGCUUCCUGCGCUUCGCCCCCUACGACGAGUACGCGCACUUCCGCACCACCAUCAAGGACCCCAUCACUCGCAACCCCUCGCAAGGCUUCAAGAGGCUGCAGGCCGUGCUGCUCGCCAUCAUGCUGCGCCGCACCAAAGCCACGCGCAUAAAGGGAGCGCCUAUAGUGAACCUGCCGCCGCGCCUAGUGGCGCUGCAGCGAGCCGAGUUCACCCCGGAGGAACGCUCCUUCUACCUCUCCCUCGAGGCGUCCUCCAAGCAGCAGUUCCAUGACUAUGCGGCAGCAGGGACGGUGCAGAGCAACUACAUGCACAUCCUCACCAUGCUGCUGCGUCUGCGCCAGGCCUGCAACCACCCCGCGCUCGCCAGAGGCAUCCCCAUUGCCCGAGACAGGCCCGAGGACGAGGGGAGUGGCUGCAGCAGGGGAGGAUGCGGGGGGCGAGGGAGGACCGGGGUAGGAGGAGGAGGAGGAGCGGGUGGGGGAAGUGGGAGACGGAGUGUGUUCGCGGGGUCGGUGGGGCGGUUGUCGGCGGGGAGGAGAGCGGAGUUGGUGCGGCACGUGGCAGGGGUGGGGGGCGAGGCGGUGUGUGAGCUCUGCGCGGACGCAGCGGAGGUGCCGGUGCUCUCGGCGUGCCUGCACACCUUCUGCGAGCAGUGCGCCCUGCAGCACCUGGCUCAGUCCGACGGCUCCCCGGUCUGCCCCUGCUGCUCCAAGGCCCUGUCAGCCUCCUCCCUCUACCUCUUCUCUGAGAUUGAAAGCGCCCAGGGGGAGGGGGGUCCGGUGGGGAUGGUGAUUGGAACAGGGUUUGGGUCGGGGAGGGGAAGGGAGGCCGGCACGUUAGCGGUGCCAUCAUCAUCAUCAGCAAUAGCAGCUGCUGCAGCAGGAGGAAGGGGAGGGCAGGAGGAGGAGGGCCCGGUGUUCUUCUCCCCGUCUCGCAUGUCCACCAAGACCCGUGCUGUGCUGGACUACCUCCUCGCCCUCCCUCUCAUGCCUGCUGCUUCUCCUCCUGCUCCUGCCGGCCGUGCUUCAGCUGCUUCUCAUCCCACCUCUUCCCCCGCCCCAUCUCUCCCUUCAUCCCUCCCCUCCUCCCUCCCCUCCUCCCUUCCCUCCUCUCUCCCUUCAUCACUCCCCUCCAUCCUUCCACCCAGUUCAAGUGCGUGCAACGUCCGCGGCCCUUCUCCUAUCGCCGGCGCUCCCACUUCUCAUCCUUCCACCUCCACCCCUCCCUCUGUGGCAAACGGGGGGAUGGCGAAGGACGAGGAGCAAAGGGGCCCGGGAGGUAGUGCCGGUGUAGGGGGUUUAGGAGAGAGCACCACUGGGUGUGAGGGUCUGAGAGACGGCGUUGGUGGUGUGGCCAUGCGUGGUGUGAGACAUGGCGCGGGCGCAAGGAAUGUACGAGAGAGUGCAAGCAUGGGAGGGGUGAAGGAGGAAGCAGGUGGUGCCAACAUCGGUGUGGGCAUGGGUGGUGUGAGGCACAGCGUGGUAAGAGAGAGUGUAGGCAUGCCUGAGGUGAAGGAGGAAUCACGUGAUGCUGGGUUGAUGCCACAGGGGGACGGGAACAACAGCGUUCAGCAACAGCAAUGGCAACAACAAGAGCAGCAGGAAGAGCAGCAGCAGCAGCCUCAACAGCCUCCUCAGCAGCAGUGGCCGGACUGGGCAGAGAUAGCUGCAAAUGCCGUGCUGGAGGAAGAGGCAGACGCAAUUGCAACGGCAGAUGCAGAGGCGAAAGUAAAGGCAAAAGUAGAGGAAGAGGCAGCAGCAGACGACACAAAGGAGAUGCCUUUAAGUGCAGCAGCAGCAGCAAGUAUGGUGAAACCGGAAUCGGUUGAUACUGAAGGGGUCAAAAUGGAAGUGAAUGAGCAUGGGAAUGCGCGGGCCGGAGGGGCGUGUUGUCCAUCAGGUGGGCUUGCAUCCGACCUACCACCUGAGUCAGCACCUGUUGCAUCUGUUUCCACACCUGGAGUUGCACCUGGUGCACGUAGCUCAGCACCUGAUGCUGCUGGCGGGGGGAGAUGCAAAGAGGAGACGAGGGAGGGAGGUGGUGCAAGGACUGGCGUGGGUAUGGAUUGGAUCAGAGGUGACCAGGAGGAGGCGGGGCAGGCUGGGGCUUGCCAUGUUUCACCUGGUGCGCUUGCAUCUGCUCUACGUACUGUGACAUCGAUACUGCAAAACGAGCCACCAGCUUCUCAUGCCUCUCAUGCUUCUCAUGCUUCUGGUGCUCCCCAUAUCCCAGAUUUGAAGCUGUCCUGCACUGACAGCAAGCCCAUUCUUCCUCCUCCACCACCGCCUCUGUACCCUCCCCCAGGCCCUGCCGUUGUUCCUGCACCCCCCGCUGCACCUGCACCCCCGGCUGCCCCUGCACCCCCUGCUGUGCCUUCUCCUGCUGCUGCCCUUCAACGCCCUCUUCUCGCCCUUCCCGCUCCUCCACCUCCUGCUGCUGCAUUGACUAACCCUGUGGAAAGCUCUGUGAUUCAAUGGACCAUGGUGCGGGAGAAGGCGAUCGUGUUCUCGCAGUGGACGCGCAUGCUGGACCUCCUGGAGAUGCACCUGGGCGCUGCUGGCAUCUCCUACGUGCGCCUCGAUGGCACCAUGUCCGUCGCUGCCAGGGACAAGGCCAUCGCUGCAUUCACCACUGACCCCGAGAUCACGGUGAUCCUCGUCUCUCUGAAGGCAGCCAGCCUGGGGCUGAACCUGAUAGCGGCGUGCCACGUGGUGCUGAUGGACCUGUGGUGGAACCCCGCCGUGGAAGAUCAGGCCAUCGACCGCGCCCACCGCAUCGGCCAGACACGCCCCGUGAGAGUGGCCCGGUUCACCGUGGCGGACACCAUUGAGGACCGCAUCCUGGAGCUGCAGGAGCGCAAGCGUAACAUGAUCGAGAGUGCAUAUGGCGAGUCAGCUACAAUGAUGAAUAAAUCACGGCUCACGACAGAGGACCUGAGGUUCCUUUUUCAAGUGUAAGUAGCCUACAAUGCAAGUAAUACUAAGAGGCAAUGAGAUCAAUGUGCUCUUCCAUCAUGGCUUUUUUACAUUCGCUGAGGGCCAUGGCUGUGAUUGUGAUAAGUGUACGGUUGACACCUAGAGCAAAGCCCUAGGUGAUUUGUCCCCGCAUUUUCACUUCUCCUUUGCCAACUUAAGUGGCCAAUGCAUGUGGUUCACCUUCUUAGAACUGAAUAAUGACUAGAAAGAGAGAGUACAGGGAAAUAUAGCCUAGAGUGUUGU